AUGAGGUUAAUAUACUUGUACAACGUACUUCAGCUUGAAAAGGGUCCUAUACAAUCUUUUUCUGGAUGUCAAAUAGGAUCAUUCUAUGUUAAGGCGGCAAUUAGUCCUGAUGCAGCACAUAUUCUCAGUGGCUCUAGUGAUGGAACUGCAUACGUAUGGCAGGUGAAUAAACCUCAAUUAGAUCCUGUCAUGUUGAAAAGUCAUGAUGGAGAAGUUACAGCCGUAGAUUGGUGCCCAUUUGAGACUGGGAAGAUGGCAACUUCUUCAGAUGACUUCACAGUUCGGUUAUGGAACAUCCAGAACAAAUCUUGCUUGAGCAAACGAUCUCCAUCUUCCAUCCGAAGGAGAGUAAUGGCAAUUCCGGGUGCAGAAUGUAGGAAACUUUUGAUGACUGAUGAAUUGGCAUAUUCAAUGAAGGGUCCUGAUAGUUCAUAUUCUUCAGAUGAAGCAGUACACCAAAGUAGUUCUUCCAAUCCUAUCACCAUGCCUAUAGUUGGUACUCCUGAUGCUCAGAAGAGAAAGUUCUCAUCCUCUGAUUUGAAAGAAACCUUUGAGAAAACCCCUGAAGCUAAUUUGAAGAGUCCAUCUUCUGUGUUGAACCCUCCUUCCUCUGUGAAACGAAGAACUAUCCGAGAUUACUUUAUCGUAUCGCCGUAG
This is a messenger RNA of Pistacia vera, 657 nucleotides long. RefSeq names its product denticleless protein homolog A-like. Gene Ontology annotation, biological process: proteasome-mediated ubiquitin-dependent protein catabolic process. The coding region runs from base 1 to 657 and encodes 218 amino acids. NCBI's taxonomy places the organism in Eukaryota, Viridiplantae, Streptophyta, Magnoliopsida, Sapindales, Anacardiaceae. The record is from RefSeq and is a predicted model, not a curated record. Gene Ontology annotation, molecular function: protein-macromolecule adaptor activity; protein binding. Gene Ontology annotation, cellular component: nucleus. The transcript has 7 exons.